Ectocarpus siliculosus is the source of this 3423-nucleotide messenger RNA. NCBI's taxonomy places the organism in Eukaryota, Phaeophyceae, Ectocarpales, Ectocarpaceae. The record is from the annotation of a GenBank genome assembly.
AUGCAAAACGUAAGAGUACGCACCGGUAUAGUGGAUUUUUUGCCGCGCACGACUUUGGGCUCGAGCCCCAAGAAUCUGAGCGGUUCCAUCCGGGGUGAGCUAGGGGGUCUCAGCAAGCUGCAGGUGCUUCAUCUCGGUGUUAACCUUCUUGACGGGCCCAUCCCCGGAGCGCUGGGAGCUCUUGGCGAGUUGAAGGAACUUGGGCUCAGCAACAACAAACUCAGCGGAACAAUACCCAAGCAACUCGGAGAUAUGACCAAGCUUGAGCGCGUUUGGAUCAACACGAACAAGCUCACCGGUUCCCUCCCACCCCAGCUUGCAGCCCCCCGGGCACUGAGGUUGCUACAUGUCCAGGAAAACCAGCUGACCGAUAUACCCAGAGCGACGGCGGAAACGUUCAACGCAAAACCUUGGCUUAGGGAUAUCAAGCUAGAACUCAACCGGUGGAAAAAUCCUCCGUGGCAAGUGAUCCAAGGCGGCUGGUACCAGGUCAUCAGCUUCUACGAGGGGUUGGCACAGUCCGGGGGUGUCGCUGUUGUACCAAGUCUAAAGGUGGUGCUCGUUGGUGCGGUGCACGCCGGCAAGACCACUCUGACAAGGGGCCUGCUGGACGGAAAACUCGCAAAAGUUCCGCCACCCAGGACUCGUGGUGUCGACGUACACAUCAACCCAUGGACGCCAAACUUCGACCCCGCGGUUGAGGUGGUUAUCUGGGACUUCGCGGGCCAUGAUGACUACUACUCCACCCACCAGCUAUUUCUGACCUCAGGGUCAUUGCACGUGCUCGUCGUGGACCUCCACAAGUUCGUGUGUGACCCUUCCUCGACGGGGGACACAGUCUACGUGUGGCUGGACUCAUUGCUUUGCCGGGUACCCGGAAGCGUUGUCCUGGUCGUGGCUACACACGCAGACGCUUUUGGUGAUAACCGCGAGCGCUCGGCGGCCGCCUUGAGCAAGCUAGAGGCAGCGAUAAACGAUCACUUGAAGGAGAAACGCGAGGAGUGGCAGACUGCUCAGCGACAGGCCGAGAAAGCCAAGCAGACGCCACAAGACCGAUGUGGUCCCCUGGCAAGUGGUUCAACGACAGGAUACCCGGCGGAUCACGCAGCAGCACCUCCGCCCACGCUCCAGCUGUGCGGCUUCAUCUUGGGCUCCGGCCGCAGUUUGGAGGACCUUUCGGUUCUUGGGAGAAAGAUCUGGGAGAUCGCCAACGAGGCGUCCCUGUUCCCGGACAUCCAUCAGACGGUCCCCAAGUCCUGGAGGAGGGUGUGGGCCGUCAUGGAUGCGUUGCGCGAGGGAGCAGACCCCCAGAAAGCGGUGCGACUGGACGGUCCUCUUGCCCCGGUCGAAGGGCGCGAGAAGCGCGAGUUUGUGACCCGGGAAGCGGCGUUCGAAGCGUGGUGGGGUGUGGAUGGCGAAUCAGUGGCGGAGCUGAAGGCCAAAGGCCCAGACAGCCAACAACUCAAGCAGGAUUCCUCACGCCUCUUCCAGGCGGCGCUCAAGCUGCGGCAGAUGGGUGGAUCAGUCCUGGCGGCGUGUGGCCUGGUCCACCUAAACGUUGCCUGGAUCAAUGAGUUGCUGCGAGAGCUCCUGGACCAUCGCCUGGCAGAUCCAAAGCAGGCUAAGUGGUGGGUUGAGCAGCUGAAGACGUACUGCCACGACCGCGGCGUCAAGUUCAACAGGCUCAUCGGCAUCCACAGGCGCUUCGUCAUAACGGGGAUGCUCACGAAGGAGUACCUUCGUUUUCUGUGGCGGGAGGUAAAGGCGGUCCAGGACGAGGAAGUGUUCGACCGCCUGGUCGAUACGAUGGCUCUGCACGACGCUAUGUUCCCGUGCGAAAAGAAUGGGGUCCUUGAGGAAGGAGAGUUCAUGGUACCCGCUCGACUCCCAGCCAGCGUUGCUUGUGCCUCCCUCGCGGAGCUGGAGAAUGCAGUAUCUCAAGGUACCCGGAUGCAGUUCGUCAUCAAUAUCGAGGCCGGCUAUGUCCCGCCGGGAAUCAUCCCACAAUUUCUCGGCGAAUUGAAACGUAGGGACGGCGGGAUUUCCGGAGACUUCGUGUUUCACGUUUCCUGGCACCGAGGGGUGGCGUUCAUGACGGCAGGGCAGGAGAUCCUUGUGCGCCUCGGGGAGACUUGUGCUCCGUCCCAACGUGUAGUCGAGGUGAACAUUGCCGGAGGUGCCGAAAAGGACGUGUACGCCACUGGUUUUGGCAUUAAAAAUCUUGUGGUACGUCUUCUGGAACAGCGGUACCCAGGGCUGGACUUCGACCCUGAGACUAAGCCCACCUUUAAGAAGGGGAGAGAAGCCUGGCAGGAUACCCGGGCCGCGCUUCGGGGAGACUUGGUCGAAGAGCUGGAACCAAACCUGGAGGCCGUCCUCAGAAAGAUCCUGGAACCCUCCAGCAGUCCAGGCGACGGUCUUGCGGAAUCCAACACGCUCAUCCCGAAACUCAUCGACGGGGCUCUGGCGAAGAGGCUCAGUAGCUUGUGCUCAGACAUGCAGCUAGACGUCAACCGCAAGCUGAACGAGACGACCAUGAAGGUUGUGGCCGGCGUGGAACAAGUCGUCCAGGCAAACCUGUCGAACGCGGCGGUUGCUGGGCUGAGACCGACAGAGAGGGACAUCCUGGUUGGCGUGGCGCGGGAAGUGGCCAUUUUGCGGUGGCCAAUCCCCCGCUUUGUGUGCGUGCUCCCCGCCCGGGACACGCGCCUCUCGGAGAGCGAUAGAUCUUUCGAAAAGUGGUCGACCGCACUAAAGGAGUGGUGCGCGUCCAAGAGCCCCGCGAAGGACGCGAAGAACCCCAACCGGAAGACCAGCAUCCUCGGCUUGAAUAAGCCCCAGCUUAGGGGGCUCGUGACGCGAGAACUCCGCCUAUUCUUCCUCUGUGGCCAAGACAAGAGCCUGGCCGAGUGUGGGCCCGAUGGUCAAGGGUACGAGGUGAAGGAGUUUUUAGAUUGGGUAAGGAAAGCGGCACCGGCCGCGAAGAUUGGACUGGCCCUCGCUUCGAUCGCGUUGAAGGUGUGCACCGGUCUGGCAGUGUCUACCGACACAUUCGAGGCGGCGUUCGGGACAUCAGAGGACAUGUCCGCGUUCGUAGAGGACGCGCUGUCCGCGGGCAUCGAGGGGACGACGAGCAAGGCCGGCAAUAGGCUGGACAGGCUUCAGAACAGUGGGCCGUCGGAACGGCUACCCCACGCUGGUGUACGCGGUGACGGAAUGCAAACGCUUAUCCCUUUGGAAGGGUUUGACUACGACAAGCUAAAGGAGGUGAUCAAGAGCUUCGAGGUGGACAGAACGCAGAGAGAUGGUUCUCGUUACCCCAGCUUCGACACCACCAUGAAUAUCGUGGACAGGCGCGGGCAUGGCGUGGAGUGGGCAUGGGUCAGGAACCGAAACAUCGACCAGUUCGUUGGUGAAAGGUAG